GUUGGGAAAUAUAUCUGGUGGAAUCAAAGGAGAUUACAUCCUCUGAUCGGCAGGGAUUUAGCCUGGUUCAUAUGGUUUUAAUCUGCUUUCGCUUCUACCCUUUUAUGAGUUUUAGAGAAAGAAAUAAAAAAUACCUGGUUUAUUCUCUUAGAUCCUCUGGUAAACCCUCAUUUUGAAGACUGUCUCCCACCCCUCCUCUCCUUCCCCUCUCCACCCCUCCCAUCACCCCCCCCCUCCCCCCCAGCCCCUUCUUCCGGGACUGGUACCGAGAAAGAAUAAAUUACUCCAUUUUCACACAAUUUAAAGUCACGUCUUUAUGAUUCCUUUAAGAAGAAGGGGAGGAAAACCCCCUCGAAACCUCCGAUUUGGAAAACAUCGGCUCUUCCCCGUGGGGAUGGGGCGGCCCGGCGUGUCGCAAAUCUGGUCUAUUGCACAUUUCACUUAAAAAAAAAAACAACCAAAAAACUGCAACAGGUACAGGCGCUGGGGCACAUCCGCUCCCGGCUCCCAGUCCCCGCCCGGUGAAAUCAGCAGCCCAGCAACCUCCUUGCCCCGGCUGGGGAAUAAACGGGCAGCGCCUUGAAGCCUUUAAGAAAGAUACGGAUCAAUCAAAUUGUAUUGCAUAGGGUGUGUGUGUGUGUGUGUGUGUGUGUGUGUGUGUGUGUGUGUGUGUGUGUGUGUGUGUGUGUGUGUGGACACCGCAGCUGCAAAGGAGGUAUCUAUAAACAGCAAGUGUUGUUAUUUUUAACCCCCCUAGAUCCUGGCUGUCCAGGAGCCUUUUUCUCCUGAAAAUGGAUUUUUUGGCUGAAAUAGAAAGUCUCUUUUCUACUUCCCGCCCCCCCCCCCCUUUUUUUUUAAGCGCUCAGUGCCAGUGACCGGCUCAGGGGCGACGGGAGAAGGCAGCGAGGGGGGGUGGGGGGGUGAAUGGCUGAUCAAUCCUAUUCAAUAUUUUUUCAUCAAGGGAUUGGCUUGCAUUGCAGCGCGGCCCGGCUAUAAAUCAAGAGGCAAAGGCGCUGGCUCCGCGCGGUAUUUAGCGCAGGAAGAAAGUUGGAGCUGAUGGCACGGGGCUCGGCUGCGAUUGCCAUCCAGGAGCCGGCGCACUUGAGCCUGCGAGCUGGAGAGGCGAGGCGAGGCGCAGCGCUCAGCUCUCCCGCUGGUUGGGCUGGGCUGUGGCGGCCGGGCCAGCGCCUGCCAUUCCUUCCACUGACAACACCCCGCGAAGGAGGAGCCUCGCCGCGCCGCGUACAAGGCGUCAGCAGCCUCAGUUUCCAACUUAGCAUCUUGGCAGGACCUUUCGGGAAGCAAAAAGCAACAGCGAGGGGGGAAAAAAGCCCCCGGGUCUGAAGGGGGAGGAAAAGCACCCAGAGGCCGCGGAGCUCGCGAGCGCAGGGAGCCUAGCCGAGGCCAGGUGCGCGGCGCGGCUCCGCCGGCCCUGCCCCGCUGCCCAGGGGCUCCCGCCCGGGCGGCUCCGCCACCCCCGGCAGCGGCAGCUCCCGGACAGUCUGUCUCCUGGGUAUAUGUCUGUGCUUGGCCAUGUCGUAUCCUCAGGGUUACUUGUACCAGCCGUCGGCUUCCUUGGCUCUCUACUCUUGCCCGGCUUACAGCACCAGCGUCAUCUCCGGCCCCAGGACCGAUGAACUUGGGAGAUCUUCCUCUGGCUCCGCUUUUUCGCCUUAUGCCGGAUCUACAGCCUUUACCGCCCCUUCUCCGGGUUACAACUCCCACCUCCAGUACGGCGCGGACCCGGCUGCAGCUGCUGCCGCUGCCUUCACUUCGUACGUGGGCUCUCCCUACGACCACACGCCGGGCAUGGCGGGCUCCCUGGGCUACCAUCCCUACGCGGCCCCCCUGGGCUCCUACCCCUACGGGGACCCCGCGUACCGCAAGAACGCCACCCGCGACGCCACCGCCACGCUCAAGGCCUGGCUGAACGAGCACCGCAAGAACCCCUACCCCACCAAGGGCGAGAAGAUCAUGCUGGCCAUCAUCACCAAGAUGACCCUCACGCAGGUCUCUACCUGGUUCGCCAACGCCCGGAGGCGGCUCAAAAAGGAGAAUAAAAUGACCUGGACCCCCCGGAACCGGAGCGAGGACGAGGAGGAGGAGGAGAACAUCGACCUGGAGAAAAACGACGAGGAUGAGCCCCAGAAGCUGGAGGAGAAGGGGGAGCCCGAGGCCCCGGAAACAGGAGCGGAGCCGAAGGCGGCGGCGGGCUGCGAGCGGCUGCAUGAGCCGCCCAGCCCGGCGGGCAAGGAGGCCGAGGGCGGCCUGAGCGACUCGGACUGCAAGGAGCCGGCCGAGGAGGGGCCGCCCGGCGGGGCCCCCAAAGCGGCCGCCCCCUCGCCGCUGGGGCCGUGCGCGGCCGGGCGGAUGCUGCAGCAGGCGGCGGCCGCCGAGGAGCUCCAGCACCACGCCCCGUACCGGCCCCCGGCGGCGGCGGAGCUGCACCCCCUGCUGCCCUCGGCCACGGGCACGGGCACCGGCACGUCGGUCAUCCACUCGCCGCAGCAGGCGGCGCUGGCCAAACCCAAGCUGUGGUCCCUGGCCGAGAUCGCCACGUCCGCGGACAAGUCGAAAGAGGCCGGCGGCGGCGAGGGGUCCCCGGGCGCGGGGCAGGCGCAGGGCCCUCCCCUGGCGGGCGGCGGCGCCUCGCGGUCCCCCGCGCGCUCGCCGCCCGCGCAGUGCCCCUUCCCCAGCAGCGCCGUGCUCUCGCGGCCCCUCUACUACACGGCCCCCUUCUACCCGGGCUACACGAACUACGGCACUUUCGGGGCCCUCCACAGCCACCCCGGGAGCAACGCGGCGGCGGCCCCCGGCACGCAUUUCAAUGGAUUAAACCAGACUGUCUUAAACCGAGCAGAGACCUUGGCUAAAGAAACUAAAAUGCUCAGGAGCCAGUCCCAAGUAGAUCUUUGCAAAGACUCGCCCUAUGAGCUGAAGAAAGAAAGGAUCCAGCCAAACAGCGUUGUUGCUACUGGGAAGGAAGAGCAAAAGGAAACACGGGAUUCCCACCACCUGCCCGGGGUGGCAGGGGCAAGGCGCGGAGCAGAUCCGACUACACUGCGCUGGAUUGACCCAAUUCACUGCAAUCCCUUUUCCUUUCUUGCAAGGUUUGCUUCCCGCCAAAGCACGAAGCCUCCUUCCGGGGGCGUCUCCACGACUCAGGGCUAAAAGGAGCGUGUAAAUGAGCUGCGAUCCAGGUCCCCUGCGCGGCGCCCCGGAGGUGGAGGCUGCCUCCUGCAGCUCGGGGACUCGGCCUGGGAGCUCUGCAGCCAGAGGGCUGCGCCGGGCCCGACAAACAUUUCACCCGCCCAGGCUGAAGCCGCUCUUGGCUGCUCCGAGGAGCCCCUUGCUUUGGGGAGCUCGCAGGAGCAGACUGGUGGAGGCAGCUGAGCCUCUGGGGAAGCUGGGAGGAGGAGAAGCCUGGAGCCCAUAUUUCACCCCUCGAGGACGAGGCGGUGGGGACCAGAUUGCUCCGCCUCCCAUCUGACUUCUCCCCUCUGAGCAGCGCUGCCCGCAGGAGAUGGCAGGACACCCAUGGCUCCUCGUGUCAUGCCCAUCGGCCUCCCAGCGCGCUGCCCCGUUUUGUGGCCUCUGGGUCCGAGUCCCUGAAGCCAGGGGAGAGCCGUCCGCGGGCUACAAAGGGGUCCAGGUCGGGGGGAGUGCAACGUGCCCAUUCACUUCUCCUGUGCAAGCCUUUAGGCGCUCUGUCUGUGUGCUUGAGAUCUGCUCGGAAAUGAUGGACCUAGCGAGAAAUUCCUGCCCAGUAUCUGCAGGGAGGGAUGUGCUGACACAAAGCAAAGCCGGCGUUUCUGGGACCGUGCACACGGGCUUCUGUGACACAACGACCCAGGCGCCCACCUUGUGUUUGAAGGAGCAGAAGACAUGCAUUUGAAAGCUGGCAAACUGGAGCUCCUCUCACGUUUUUAGCUGUAAGUGUGCCCAGGAAAAUGAUGUUUAUAUACACCUUCCAAUAAAUAGCAUGCUCCUGACUCAAACCCACUAUCAACGCACUGCUCAACAAGUUUUAUCUUCCAGUCCUUGACCUGUGACUGCUUUUACAAAUGCUCUCUGUUCAUUAGCAGUUUCAGGUCACUCUCAGUGCCUGUGUCACUAGCGCCCAGUGCGGCUGUAAAAUCAAGGUAUUCAAUACCAGCUGCAUUACCAGAGUGGUUUAUUUCCCCCUUAUCCCCCCAGCCUCUCUUCCAAAAGCAACAUGAUCUUCCAUGCAGAUGAAAAAAGAUGUAGCUAUAUUUGCAUAAUUAGAGCAAUACUGUAGGUCUUUAAUGCAACAGACCUAAAAAGCUGAUUUAUGAUUAAAUAUAUAUUGCUAAAAGUUACCAAGCUGGGGAGUGUGCAUAGCAUUAGACAAUGACAGUUUUGGGGCAUAAUUGUUUUAAUGUGGGCAAUUAAGACUAAGUGCAUGUGAUUUUAGUGUCUGCCCUACAUUCCUCUGAAUGAUUCAAUGAUCAAUACACAUGAUUUGUAAGUCGCUUCCUAUUGAUCCAAUGGUAAAAUGUUUGACCUUCCUUUGAGGAAGUAAUUUGCUAAAUUAUGACACUACGUAAAGUCUUUCUCAGUUCAGAGGUGAGGGGUAAUGGUGCACAGAACGGGAAAAAAAGUAUUUUUCCUUUUCAAUGAAAAUAGGUCUUCAUAAUGCUUCAGCCACUCUACUGCCCUUACCUUUGAAGGGCGGAGCCCAUCAGUUUUAUCUUUGAAGCCAACAGUGGAAACAUGACAUUUGAAACUUAACGUUGGGGGGAAUCUCAAAUGAACUGCAUCCAUUUACACUUCUAAACCAAACCACUGAGAAUCCAAGGUUAGUAGUUCCUGACCAUAUGAAAUCUGUGCUUUCUGAGAGCUGUUGGGAGAAAAACGUGCAGAGGCAGAGCUGGGGAAACAGAACAUUUUGCCAGUGUUAAGAGCUAUAAUAUAUGAACCUCAUUGCUUCCUACACUCUUUGAGAGCUCCUUCUGAUUUGCAUCAUCAAGUACAGAAUAGCCCCGUUUGGUAUACUGCAUGAGCUUGUACUAAGACGUUAUUUUGCAGAUAAACAAGAAAACAACUUCAUACCAAAGACACCAGGGAGCUUUGCCACUGAAUAAAAUGCUAUGCAAAAGUAGGUUUAGUUCAGUGGGAAGUGUUUACCAAGUUUACCAAGCUAACGUCUCAGCAGAACAGACGUGGCAACAAGUUCAAGAAAAGACCCUUUGGAAGCACUCAUGUAUCCCAGUGGUUUACAUCUCCAGAACCAUUUCCUUAGUUGGAAGAGCCUCUCCUGGAUAUGGCUUCAGGGUGGGAGGCAAAGGCAAAGGGAUGAUGAUUUUCACACCAUAAAGUUGACCGGAACCACUCUGAGAAGAAAGUCACAGCUAGAAACCAAAUUGUGAAAAUUCAUGGUCUAGUCCCUAUAGAGAAACCUUCAUAUUUUAAAGGUUUUUACUUUUUAAAUAAGACCUACAAAAAAAAUCUCCCGUUGGGAGUUAUUCAAGAAGGUAGUGUGAAAUCUCACACAAAACAAAGGCAUCUGGGAGUCUGUCAGUUACUCUGUAACUAGAUUUUUUUAAUGCAUGUAAUUCUCUUGUAGAUCAGAAUGAGAAUAUGCCAUGCAAUGGAGUUCACCUUCCAUGCCAGAGUUACAAACCUCCAGUUACAAAACAUCGUGGGAAACUUAAUGGCUACCCAAACUCUAGGCAGUACAUAUCUUAGUAAUGAUACUAUUUUUCAUGUGUAGUGAUUAUACUGUAGUGCACAUAGGCAUAAGUAGUACAAAUAUACAAUUCCAAUACACAGAAUAAAUUACUCAGAAAGCCCUUAGUGCAGUUAUCCAAGAAUACAUGGAAGCGGCCAAUUAACAAGACUUGCUACAAAAAAUGUGCCUUCUUAAUAAAUUGAAUCAUUAAAUUUAAGUUUAGGAGAGUAGGAUGGGAUGUGGUGCAUAUAUGCAUGCACACAGUACCAGGAAUGAUCUUUGGAACGGCAGACUCAUGAGCCAAAGCAGAACAUUCAAAUAUGAACUCGAAAUGAUUAUAUGAAAACUCAUUUGAAAGUGACCAACUAACACAGCUUCUGUUAAGGAAAACCUUGCCUCCGAUCCACUGGAAUUCUUACAACAUGUCAAUUUAAUGGUAGAUAAAGGAGAAGUAGCAGACAAUUUCAAAUGUCUUUGACAAAGGUCCUCAUGGGAGAUUAUUAAAGAAUCUAAGGCACAGAUUCUCUUGCAUGCCAAGAUCUACUGUUCUAAUUUACACCAUUUGACUGCUACCCUCAAUGGACUAUAAGCAAGGUGGGGAUUGGCAGAGUACUCUGUUUCAUUCUCCAUAUAGUCUUUUUGGUUAGGCACUGGAAUGUCCCACUCUUACAGGAAGAAUAAGAGAUAUUGUCUGGGUAGGCCCAGAAGCUAUCUUGAGUGAGUUUUGGAGGCAGUCUAUAGGGUAGAAUAAUUCCCACUAGAAUGGGAGUAACUACCAACCCAGACCUGAAGUUAGCAUAGCAUUUUUAGUUCUUCACAAGGUUGUACGUUAAAAACUGCACACGUUAUAGAGAGAAUAAAAAAAGCAUUUUGGAAGAACUAGCUAAUCAGUUUCCCAAGAUUACUGAAUAAUAUGCUACUUAUUGCUGGUUACAAUGUCGGUUAUGGAAUGUUUUUCUAUGGAAAUGAGCCAAUUUUGAUGAAAAUUUCAUUUUGGAAGAAAAAAUGAAAUAAAAUCAUUUUAUUCAAAUUGAAAUGUACUCACCUUAAGAAAAGUUUUACCCUCAGAAAGGAACACAUUUUUUUGUGUCAAACACAUUUUCAUAUAAAAGGUUGAUUUUAUAUUAUAUUGUAAAAUAUGUUAGAAGAGAAAUGUUAUUUAUUUAUUUUUAUUCCAGAAGUCAAUUGUGGAAUAAAACACUUGGGUUUUAAUUACAGAGGACAUUUCAAUUGUCCCCCAAUUUCCCCCCCAAAGUUUUCCUUUUGAAGGAAAUCUCAACAUUUAAUUUUGUUACCAUUUUACGUAAACAAAUUCAUGCAUACAGCAGAUAGUUAAUAGGUUUCACUACACUAACACUGACAUAUGUAAUAAUGAACUAAUGCAAUGAUUCUGCCUGGCUACUCAGAAUGGGGGUGGGUAGAUGAUGAAGAACAUAAUGGCCUAAGUUUAAUACAUUCCAUUUAUUGGAGCUCUGUUUCCUUGUUCAGACAAUCAGUGGCAAGGAAGAGAUGAAUGAGACAAUGAUAAGGCCAAGACUGGACGGCAAGAUGGAAUUCCUGUUCCUUUACCUUGAGGAUCCUGUGAAUGGAUCCCUGAUACCGUUUGUGGGGAAACAGAACUGUUUGCAGCUGCUGUUGUUUUUCACUUAAUUAAAGGCUUGCAUUCCUGCAAAUUCAAGUGCCAAAAAUUAGGCUUCUAAAUCCAUGUUUUGUGUGGAUUAUAUG
This is a messenger RNA of Alligator mississippiensis (American alligator), 7417 nucleotides long. RefSeq names its product iroquois homeobox 5 (gene IRX5). Gene Ontology annotation, biological process: cell development; regulation of transcription by RNA polymerase II; neuron differentiation. The coding region runs from base 1534 to 3171 and encodes 545 amino acids. Gene Ontology annotation, cellular component: nucleus. Lineage: Eukaryota; Metazoa; Chordata; Crocodylia; Alligatoridae. The transcript is spliced from 4 exons. The record is from RefSeq and is a predicted model, not a curated record. Gene Ontology annotation, molecular function: RNA polymerase II cis-regulatory region sequence-specific DNA binding; DNA-binding transcription factor activity, RNA polymerase II-specific.